UUGUGUCAACCGGCAUUUUUAAUAAACCCACGUGUUUACGAGAGCAUAGCUUACCAGCAGCGGCGAAACUGCUCAGUCUUACUCGAGGAAUCAACGGCUUCAGGAGGCUGGAAUCAAAUGCUGUUUGUGCUCUGCUGCCCUCUGCCGGAUAAGGGGAACGUGGCAAACGUGCUGUGGUCCUGAGGCGCUGAGAAUGGAGGAACUGGCCCGGGAGAGUAUACGCAGCAUCAGCCUGCUCUCCAAACCUACGCGGGGAUCGGACGUCCCACGACUCGGCUCAUUUGGGGCAAUUUUCAUCAUGCUUAAAUCUGCCCUCGGAGCGGGACUGCUCAACUUUCCGUGGGCUUUUGAGAAGGCUGGUGGCGUGAACACAGCGAUCAGCGUGGAGAUGGUGAGUCUGGUGUUCCUCAUAAGUGGGCUGGUCAUUCUUGGUUAUGCCUCAUCGAUAAGUCGCCAGAACACAUAUCACGAUGUGGUGCGGGAAGUGUGUGGACAGAGGAUCGGUCAUCUGUGUGAGAUCUGCUUUGUUUUCAACCUCUUCAUGAUCUCUGUGGCCUUUUUGGUGGUGGUGCAGGAUCAGCUAGAGAAACUGUGUCUGUCUCUGUACGAGACGGUGACAGGAAAUACAGAUGCAGAGAUGCCACAUCACUGGUACACAGAUCACCGUUUUGCCCUCUGUCUCAUGUGUCUCAUUAUCAUCCUUCCUCUCUCUAUACCCAAAGAGAUCGGCAUCCAGAAAUACACCAGUGUAAUGGGAACUCUGGCUGCGACUUACCUGAGUAUUGCUGUCAUUGCGAAAUAUUACCUAAAAGACACACACACAGCGGACCUCACACCUGAGCACAGUCAAGGAUUGGGCUCAUGGGCCUCCAUGUUCAGUGUGGUUCCUACCAUCUGCUUCGGUUUCCAGUGCCAUGAAGCUUCCAUUGCUAUAUACAGCAGCAUGGAAAACAAAAAGAUCACGCAUUGGGUUUUCAUCUCAGUCACUUCUAUGAUUUUCUGCCUGCUGAUUUAUACUCUCACAGGUGUGUUUGGUUUUCUUACAUUUGGACGGAAAGUAGCCUCAGAUAUCCUGAUGUCAUAUCCUGGAAAUGAUGUAGUGAUGAUUAUUGCUAGGCUGCUGUUUGGGAUUUCUAUCGUCACCAUCUAUCCUAUAAUACUGCUGUUGGGAAGGUCAGUAAUUCUAACACAAAUACUGCGCUUUUGGGAACGACGGACCAUAAUGACACCUGUGUUUGAGGGUCGGUGCCGUCUCAUUCUCACUAUUCUCUGGAUCACCGUAACUCUCCUUAUCGCCAUAUUUGUGCCAGACAUGAGUGAAGUCAUCAGUGUAAUUGGGGGAAUCAGUGCCUUCUUUAUCUUCAUCUUUCCUGGGUUGUGUCUCAUUUUUGUCAUGCAGACAGAACCUAUAAAUCACAGGAUGAGAAUCCUCUUGACAGGAUGGGGUGUGGUGACUAUCGUCAUUGGAGCUUUUAUCUUUGGUCAGAGCACAACCAUCGCUGUUAUGGAAUUAGCACACAAGUUUUAAUCUCCAUCAUGAUCAUAUUCUAUUGUAUAAUUGACUGAUGAAUGAUAAACAAUAUUAUACUUGAAACUGAGGAUGCUUGUAUUACUGUACACCUAUUUUUGUUGAAAUAUUUAUUGUUCUGUGUAGUUUAAGAAAUAUUACAUUUUAUUUAAAUAUGCUGGAAUGACUAUGUAAACCAUGUUUGGAUGAAAUGAAUGAAAGAAAUUUGCAAUACCUUAUUAAAGUGUAUUAACAUUUUGACUAAA
Messenger RNA from Danio aesculapii, 1773 nucleotides. RefSeq names its product solute carrier family 38 member 8b (gene slc38a8b). Bases 194 to 1528 code for a protein of 444 amino acids. Gene Ontology annotation, biological process: amino acid transmembrane transport. The transcript has 11 exons. NCBI's taxonomy places the organism in Eukaryota, Metazoa, Chordata, Actinopteri, Cypriniformes, Danionidae. Gene Ontology annotation, molecular function: amino acid transmembrane transporter activity. The record is from RefSeq and is a predicted model, not a curated record.